AUGAAGUUCAGUAAGGUUUCUUCAUUGGUUUCUGGACUUUUGACCAUUGGUCUGGCUUUAGCACAAACGGAUAGUGCUACAUCUAGCGGUACCAAUAGCACUUCUGGCUCGCUUCCUGUCAUUGAAAUUAAUGGUAAUGCGUUUUUCAAUUCUGAAUCAGGUGACCGGUUCUACAUCCGUGGUGUCGAUUAUCAACCAGGUGGAUCAUCUAACUUGACUGAUCCAUUAGGUGACGUUUCUGUUUGUUCAAGAGACAUCCCAUACUUCGAAGAACUUGGUUUGAACACUAUCAGAGUUUACACUAUCGAUAACUCCUUGGAUCAUACCGAAUGUAUGCAACUUUUGGAAAAAGCCGGUAUCUAUUUGAUUCUAGAUUUGAACACUCCUGGUGCUUCAAUCUCUAGAAUCAGUCCUCAAUGUUCGUACAACGCUGAUUAUUUGCAAAGUGUGUUUGCCACAGUGGACGAGUUUGUCUCGUACAAUAACACUUUGGGGUUCUUUGCUGGUAACGAAGUUAUCAACAGUGAAAAUACCACGAAUACUGCCGUUUACGUCAAGGCCACUGUUAGAGAUAUUAAGAAAUACAUGAAGGCUAGAAAUUAUAGAGCUGUUCCAGUUGGUUACUCUGCUGCUGAUGUGUCAUCCAACCGUCAAUUGGCUGCGGAAUAUUUCAACUGUGGGGAUGAUGCCGAUGCAAGAAUCGAUAUGUUCGGUGUUAACGAUUACUCGUGGUGCGGUUCGUCUUCUUUCCAAGUCUCCGGUUAUGCCAACAAGAUGGAACUUUACAAGAACUAUUCGAUCCCAAUCUUCUUGAGUGAAUACGGUUGUAACGAGGUCGUCUCUUCAAGACCAUUCACUGAAGUCGGUGCCAUUUACUCUACCAAAAUGUCCUCUGUGUUCUCCGGAGGAUUGGUCUACGAAUACUCUCAAGAGAGUAACAAGUACGGGUUAGUUCAAAUAGAUGGUGACUCUGUUACCACUUUGGAUGAUUUCGAUAACUUGAAGGCCGAAUUCGAAAAGGUGCAAAACCCAGCAGGUGACGGUGGAUACUACGCCGAUAACGAUUACUCCGAAUGUCCUUCAUACGAGGCAGGUGUUUGGGAAUCAAACAGCACUUUGCCAGAUAUGCCAUCUGCUGCUUCCAUCUAUUUCAAAUCCGGUGCUGGUGAACCAAUGGGUACCGGUAUCAUCACCCAGGAAAUGUGUGACGAUGAUGAGGAAGAUGUAGAUGAUAACACUACUUCUGGUUCUGGCUCCAGUACUACUUCCUCUUCUUCUUCUUCUAAAUCUACUUCAUCUACUGAUGGUAACUCUACCUCUUCAUCAUCUUCCAAAUCCAGUGGAUUGGCUGCUUCCAUGGAGAUCCCAUCUAUCAUGUAUGGUGUGCUUGCUAUUUGCUCAUAUUUGCUUUAA
Messenger RNA from Kluyveromyces lactis, 1413 nucleotides. RefSeq names its product 1,3-beta-glucanosyltransferase (gene GAS5). Gene Ontology annotation, molecular function: 1,3-beta-glucanosyltransferase activity. The record is from RefSeq and is a predicted model, not a curated record. Gene Ontology annotation, cellular component: fungal-type cell wall; cytoplasm. NCBI's taxonomy places the organism in Eukaryota, Fungi, Ascomycota, Saccharomycetes, Saccharomycetales, Saccharomycetaceae. The coding region runs from base 1 to 1413 and encodes 470 amino acids. Gene Ontology annotation, biological process: fungal-type cell wall (1->3)-beta-D-glucan biosynthetic process. The transcript has a single exon.